Colletotrichum phormii is the source of this 708-nucleotide messenger RNA. Its product is annotated as necrosis inducing protein. The annotation marks the transcript as partial. The record is from RefSeq and is a predicted model, not a curated record. NCBI's taxonomy places the organism in Eukaryota, Fungi, Ascomycota, Sordariomycetes, Glomerellales, Glomerellaceae. The transcript has 2 exons.
AACUGGAUUGAUCACGACAAGGUCGCCGCCUUGAACGAGGCAACGUCUCUGGGGUUGGAAGGCCAACUUCAGCUCCGUUUCAAUCCCGAGCUCUUCGUUUCCGGAGGCUGUGAUCCCUACCCGGCAGUCGAUGCUUUUGGAAGCCUCGGAGCUGGUUUGAGACCUACUGGUGGCGGACGAAGCGGAUGCGGUAAUGGCGGCACAGGACAGGUCUACGUCCGACGUGGAAGCAGUCAAGGCCGUACCGCCGUCAUGUACUCCUACUACUUCCCCAAGGUCCGCUGGGCCAAGGGAGAUAACAAUGGCCACACCCACUACUGGGCCAGCAUCGUAGUCUGGGUCAACCGCUGGGGCUGUGAGGGCGAUUCGGACGCAUCAGCCGUCUUCCCUGUCGGCGUAUCUUUCACCAAGGACCACACGGUAUGGGACACGGCAAUGACAGGCGACAUCUCCUAUUUGCAGUCGACGCACCCCAAAAUGCAGAUUCACGACAACGCCAUGUCACCGUUCACGGGCGCUGAUGGCGAUGAGGUCUUUGAGCGCACUCUUGUCGCUUGGGAUGCCCUUCCCGACGCGGCUGAGCGCUCGCUGUCCGUUGUUGAGUAUGAGAAGACCCAGGUGCCGUUUGUCGACGCCAACUUCCAGACCAACCUCGAUGCUGCGUACAAGGAAAGCUUUUACGCCGCCUUGACUGAUCAGCAGGGAUGC